AUGUCAUCCCAACCACCAAAAGACCACCUCACCACUCUCUCCACCCACAUAACCACCCUCACCCAAAAAGUCACCCAACUCCGCGCCUCCCUCUCCCACUGGCAGCAAUGGUACCUCGAAUACUCGUCCCUCAAAGAAGAAAUCUCCCUCCUCCCCUCGACCACCCCCACCCCAGUUGAAUCCCUCCGCCGCAUCCGCCGCGACUUCUCGGGCAAGGUCCUCACCCAAAAGGAAAUCAACGAGAUAAUGGGAAAGACUGAUUUUCGAGAGGUGGAUCAAAUGCUCAGCUUGUUGACUCACAGGAUUGAUUACGUAGAGGGGAACAUCAAUACUGUGGGCAAAAUGCUAGAGCAGGAGGAGAAUCGGCUGGCGGCGGCGGAGGUGGUGGCGAGCCCGGAUGUGCCGAGGGAUGAGGAGAGUGGGUUGCCGAUUAUGGAUAUUGUUGAGUGGUUGGAUGAGGAGGGGAAUGAGGGGGAGGAACAAGAGGAGAAGAAGGCCACGCCAAAGGCUGUCGAGCGAAAGGGUGAACCGAAGGGGGGUCUGGCCGAUGGGGAGUCGAUGGUCGCCAAAAAGACGGUUACCUUUGCUGAGGGUACGAAGCCUGGACAUGCGGAAGGGGAAAAGUUGGAGAAGACGUUUGCGCAGCAGCAAUUGGAGCACGUCAUCAAGAUUGCUCAGGAGUCGCAGGCCAUGGAUAUGUCCAAGGCUGUUGUUCCGGAGGAUGAGCCGGAGGAGGAUGCCAAGCUGCGGCGGGAGAUGCUCGAGUAUAGCAUGUCGGAAAUCGGUCCUGUAGUCGCUGAACUCACCUUGGAAGAGGGCGAGUUUAGUGAUGACGAGGACUGGGAUAUGGAUGAUGAUGAGGAAGACGAUGACGAGGACGAUUUGGGGAGAUCCAAGCACAGCGUUUUGUCUUCUGACUACAUCCAACGCAUGCAGGAGCUCGAAAAGAAACUCGGAGUGAAAUCUGCGUUUAGCGCUCCUGUUCAGCAUGAACGAACGGUACCUGAUGAGGGUAUGGGGAGGAUCUCGGUCGUCAAGGAAUCGGCACCCAAGGCAGCGACGAAGAUUCCCAAGGAGAAGGCGAAAGCACCCAAGGAGGAGAAGAGCGUCAGCUUUGCGACAGAGCUGGAUAUUGCUCCUACUACCACCACCACCCGGCCAGAUGCACCGGCAGCCCCCAAGAUCAAUCCCGUCGUCGACAUUGUGGAAAAGGUCACAGAUUUGACCAUGCAAGACGACGAACCAGAGGAACCACCCAAGCGUGUCUCGCGCUUCAAGAAAGAGCGCGCCACCGGUGGCCUCCCACCAGGGCCACACCAGCUGCCUGCAACGUUUAUCCACAAAGCUGCCGCACCGCCACCCGAGCCGACACCGCCAGAGGAUACAACCAUUGCUCCCACCGUUGUUGAGAGACCCACCCCCGCUACAGCCGUCGAACCAGAUGACAUGGACGAGGCGAUGUUGUAUCAAGCCGCUGCGGUGGAGUAUAACCGCAUGAGGAACCAGCUGAUCCAAAAGCAGGGAGGGUUUAUUGAGGACCCGCCGCUGAAUGAGGACGGGUUGAUUGCGAAUACUGACGGGCCGAAGAAGCUGAGCAGGUUUAAGCAGGCGAGGUUGAACAAGAUACAGUAA
Molecule: messenger RNA, 1632 nt
Organism: Podospora pseudopauciseta
Lineage: Eukaryota; Fungi; Ascomycota; Sordariomycetes; Sordariales; Podosporaceae
Exons: 2
Coding region: 1-1632 (543 amino acids)
Biological process (GO): negative regulation of phosphatase activity; negative regulation of transcription by RNA polymerase II
Molecular function (GO): chromatin binding; phosphatase inhibitor activity; transcription corepressor activity
Source: RefSeq, a predicted model, not a curated record